CACGUCCAAACAAGCCCCCGGAUCUUUCUGCCUCUCUCGUAUCUACCACUGAACCUCCGCUUUACUCGGUCUUUCAUUAAUUUCUGACAGAAGACAUAAUUAUAAGCCACACAGCAAUGGCUAGCGAAGAGGGUGCAUCUCCGCGAGAGCUUAUUGUCGAAGCUUGCCGUCGUGAUCAACCACAUCUCAUAGAGCAGGUUCUCCAGGGCAUGGACAGCCAGUCGAAUGAGGAGGUUGCAGCUUUCUUCAAUGGAGUCACGGACGCAUUAGGCAACCAUGCCCUCCACGUAUGUGCGAUGUAUGGAAGUUAUGAUACUAUGGAUUCCCUCUUUGAUAUUCAGUACUUCGAAUGCGACCCGCUCACGCGAAUGGACAAAGACACCCCGCUUCAUACCGCUGUGCGGUACGCCAAUGAAAAAGAUGCCGAACUCGGGUUGGCGAUGAUCGAAAUGAUGUGCGAGGCCGGCUGUGAUCCCCGGGUGAGAAACAAGCACGGCCAGAAACCUGUGGACUUGGUCUACAAUAAGCAGGAUAUCAAGUCGGCUCUGCAAAAAGCCGAAUAUAUCCUGGCAGAGGGAAUUCGGGAAGACCCAGACAAUCAUGAUGGCGAUAGUGCCAGCGACAGCGACUAAGCAGGCAGAAGUCGUCGAGCACCAGAUGUACGGCUGUUCUUCCAUUCACAUCUUUUUUUUUU
Molecule: messenger RNA, 694 nt
Organism: Penicilliopsis zonata CBS 506.65
Lineage: Eukaryota; Fungi; Ascomycota; Eurotiomycetes; Eurotiales; Aspergillaceae
Exons: 3
Coding region: 117-632 (171 amino acids)
Molecular function (GO): protein binding
Source: RefSeq, a predicted model, not a curated record